GCCCGCCGAGUCCCACAUCCACAGGCUUCUUCCGCCUGUGGUUUUUAAGGGUCCCCGCUGCGCCGUAGCGACAGGACCCAAGCCUCCGUGCAGCGGGUUCCCUUCAGUUCGAAGGGAAUUCCGCCAUUUUCCGGAGGCGCCACCCCGGAAGUCCAGCAACUUCAAACUCUUUUUACUUCAAACAGAUAACUAAAGGUAUUUAUCCAUUAAAAUUGGAUUAUAUACCUAAGCAGUUACUAUUGUUGUUUUUUACCUUUUUCUUCAGGUAAGCCUUUAUCUAUCAGAGAUGCAAACCCAUCAAAUUAUAUGUAGCUUUAAAGUACAACCCAAUACAAUUCUACUCAGAAGUGUAUCCCGGAUAACAGGGUACAAAAUUGCAGCCUUAACCUAAAUAAUUCUGUUUAAAUAGUAUAUGUGUGUGUGAUAAGCUAUUUUGAAAUUAACUGCAGCCAAAGUUUAUGUCCACUUUAAAAAAAAGUAUUUCAAGCUUCUGCUGAAUACUGAUUUAAACGUUUAGGGUUAUAUCCAACAAGGCAUACACAGAGUAGAACUACUGAAAUCAAUGGAUAAAUGCAGUUUUAUUUUCAACAUUCCCAACAAAAUUACUUUUUGGAGAAAUGGAAUCAAGCAUACACCUCAGCAUUAUACCGUAACAAAAUGUAAGGAGAUGAUAAAGUAGCAGCAAAAAAAAUUGUUAACUUUUUAUGUAAAAAUAUACUAAAUCAGGAUACAUACACAUUUGUGGCUUGAAAAGCAGUGACAUGGUUUUCUUCGCAACAUUUCCAAAUCACAUUUUUAUGUUGCUGUACACACAGGAGAGGGAGCAGGGAUGUCUUCAACCAAUGUGCAUUACCUGCUACUCCCCACCCAUUCCAAUUCAAUGAAACUUUCAUCUGCACAUGGGCCAGCCCGUCCAUGAGGACUGGUGAAGCAGUCAACCCACGUGGCAGAUCCAGCCUCUGAGGAGCAUGUCGCCCACCGCUUCCUGUGCUUGUCGGCCGCCGCCUCCUCUGCCCACAGCCUGUUCCCUCUCUGGCUUUCUUUGACUCCCCACCACCACCUUCAGCAUGCUGGGCCUUUUCCAGACCACCUCCAGUUGCCUCAGGUGGCUGCUGAAAAGUGGUGGCAGGGGGCGCUGCAGAGGAAGCAGCAGCACUUUCUAUUUUGUCUCAUGCGGCAAAAACGUCCUAGGCUGGCCCAGACAAUGGCUACCUGAAAUGAACACACCUCAGAUUAACUGCUGCUUACGUUUUCAAGUCAGGUGGAAGCUGGUUUGAGGGGAAACACAUCAAACACCAGGUAAUUCCCAAGAAGCUGGAGGAUAGAUAGGGAUUGUGGUUAGCAUCAUGUGUCCAUGGUUUCAAACCAUCAAUGCUGGGAGCACACUGAGCUGAAGUAAACAGCAAUAUGCAAAUAGCCUCAAGUAUAAGAAUAGCUUUCUUAGGCAAAGUAGAUUAUAAGCAACAUCGAGGAUAUACGCUCAAAUGCCAUAACUAGUUCUCCAUUCUUUAUCAAUUUGAUCCUACUCCAGGAAAACUACAAACAUUUACUGUGCUAACAUUUACUUGUAUUAUUUCUGUAGUGAGGUUAUUAUUUGGAAAAUGUAAGUUUUAUGCAAUUCUGUACUGUUGGUUUAUUGUAUAUGAUGUAAAUAUUUAUCUUUUUAAAAUGGCAAAUGUUUACGAUUUAUUAUUUCAUGCAGCCGAUUUAAAAAUAAAGUGUGCAUUCUCUUACAAAACCUUAUCUGUAUAUUAAUUGUGUGUGUGCCUGCUAUUAAGUGGUGGAUUGUUUUAACUUUUUUUUACUGUGCUUCAGUUUUCACUGAAAACUUUGAAACUGCUUAGCAGUCUCUACUCAACCUUUAUAUUUAUAAACAAAGACCAUAUUUCCAAUACAGUGGUACCUUGGGUUACAUACGCUUCAGGUUACAGACUCCGCUAACCCAGAAACAGUGCUUCAGGUUAAGAACUUUGCUUCAGGAUGAGAACAGAAAUCGUGCUCCGGCGGCGCAGCAGCAGCAGGAGGCCCCAUUAGCUAAAGUGGUGCUUCAAGUUAAGAACAGUUUCAGGUUAAGUACGGACCUCCGGAACAGAUUAAGUACAUAACCCGAGGUACCACUAUAAUCUCUCCUCACAAUGAAAGUGAUAUAUUUUAAACCACUGGGAGAAAUAAAAAGCUUAAAAUGCUAUACAGUCAUACCUCGGGUUACAGACGCUUCAGGUUGCGUUUUUUUUUGGGUUAUGGACCCGCCAAAACCCGGAAGUACCGAAACGAGUUACUUCCGGGUUUCGCACAUGUGCAGAACUGCUAAAUCGCACUUUGCGCAUGUGCAGAAGCGCUGAAUCGCAACCCGUGUGAUUCAUGCACAAGUGCAGAAAUCAUUGCCAGACACCAAAAGAUAUAGGUAGGUAGCCAUGUUGGUCUCCCGUAGUCGAAACAAAAUAAAAAAAUUCCUUUCAGUAGCACCUUGGAGACCAACUAAGUUUGUUAUCGGUAUGAGCUUUCGUGUGCAUGCACACUUCUUCAGAUAGAUAUAAUUCUUCAAAAGAUAUCAUUGUCUUGUGAUCAAGAUUCCUGCUGUAUUUCACUAUUAGGACUUUUUUUAUUUAAGACUUAUAAAAUGGUGACAAGUAGUUGCAUUUGUGAUAGGAAAUGAGAUUUAAAAGGAUUUUGAUGUAUUAGUGAUGAAAUGUUAUUUCUAUCUUAUUAGUUAUGCAUUGAGUACUGCUAUGUUAUUCAUAUUUACUUUUUUUCUCUCUCACCUUUCUCCCAGUAGAGGACCCAAGGCAGCUCACAGCUAAAUACAGCUAAAACAUGCACAAUCGGUAUAAUUAUUAAAAAACAAAUUUUGUUGUUGUUGUUGUUUAGACAAAUAAGUAACCCUAUUAAAAACAGCCCUGAAAGACUUCUAAACCAUUUAAAAGCACAAGUAGAUCACACACCUUCAUAAGGCCUUGCUGCAACAGCCAGUUAAUGGCCAAAGGUUUCUGAAUCAAGUUUUUGCCUGUCCACAAAAGGAAAGAGCCAACCUAGCCCUCUGUGGCAAUGAGUUCCACAAUGAGAGCAGUCACUGAAAAGGUCUACUUAGCAUGCCUGUGAAGGUGGCAAGACAUGGGAGUAAGGCCUCUCAAUAAUAUCUCGAAGUCUGAGUAGAGUCCUAUAGGGAGAUGAACCCAAUUCUCCAGAGACUUUUUUAUGUAGUUGAAGCAUUUUAUAAACAUCUAACUGGAAGCCUCAGGAAACAGCAGGAUUUACUUCCACAUAAUUUUUUGCUGGGGCAAACUGCAUAUUUUACCAGAGGCAUGGUCCUUCCCUUUCUUUGCACACAAUAUACUCACAUUCAUUUAUUACAGGAAGCAAUCUGCCCGACAUGUUUAAGAACAGAUGAUGCCACCUCAACAGUUUUUAAAAAACGCAACUCCAAACAAGUUGCCGUUCGACCCUUACUGCGCUAAACAGUGGUAAUGAAAAGUGGGGAAAUGGUGUGCUUUCAGUGAAUAAUUAUGGGCGAAAAGCCUACGCUGCGGUGGCAGCUUUGAACACACAAGACUCGUACUUUUUGUGCGGCAUCGAAGAUGAAGAGGGACAUCUAGCAACACAAGAUUCCUCACUGAUGCUUCCUUGGAUCUCAAGCGCGCUCUGCAACAUCCUCGCCAAACAGCGAUCUGAAGCAGCUUGCGAAAGAGUACAGCCGUGUUGUAACACCAGGUCCAAAGAAGCACCACUGCACAGUAUUUUCCCAAAGAGCCCCGCCCCUUUCUGUUUGGGCAGGUAUUCCUUGGCAGAGAGCUUUCUUUUAGGUUAAAGUCACCGCUGCGAAGCAAGAAUUAGAAGAAAUCGCGAAGAAUUCGGGAGCGGGAGGCGCUGGGAACCUUCAGAGGUAGGAAGAGGGUUAGUGGGUUAUUUCGAAAGGGUGUCCCGAUGGCUCCAAAACUGACCCGCAGCCGAUCCAAACGAAGAGCAAGGCUAAAAAGCCCCGCUGCUGCUGCUACAGCUGCCAGCAUCGCUGCUCCCUUUCGGCGACCCGGCCCCCUUGGCGGCUCUUCCCUGAGGCACCAGGAGAGCGCCGUCGACGCCAGGGCUGGCGGCGGGGGCGCUCGGAGGACCGCGCUGUCGUGGCUCCUCCUAGAGGUGGUAUGUGGAGAAGGACCCCCCUUCCCCUCCCUACCACCGGCCUCCAGAGCUGCCGCCAUUGAAACCAUACAAUAAAAGCGACGGAAGGGAAAGGAGGAAGCGCGACGCGGGCAUUGCGGCGGCGCCGGAGCGGAGGCGGCAGCAGGCGGGCAGGUGACCGGGAAGGCUCGGGGCGGGGGGAAAGGCUGCUCGGUUAAUGCACCCCCGGAGGACAAGCCGUUGGGGCCCGCAGGGGAGGGUGGGGAAGGAGGAGGCCUGUCGCCGUCGCUGGCCGCCCCCGCCCCUCACCCAAAGCGCCGCCGCGGGAAGGGAAGCGGCCCCCGAAAGCAGCCGCAGCCUCCCGCCCCCCCAUCCCCACGCAUGGAGGCGAUGCGGGGAGAGGCGCGGCAUCCCCGGUAGGGAGCAACGCGAGGGGAAGAGAGAAAAGGCGGCAGAGCGAGCCGUUGAAACAGAAAAAAGCGGGAGUGGCGGCGCCUCAGCGCGCGAGAUGAGAAUCUCUUCCCGCUGAGGCUGCGGCGCUUUUCCCGCUCCCGUUUUGUCCUCCUCAGAGGUCAAGAAAAUGCCGCCGAGUGGCGUGAAGGGGGGGAAGGCGCCGCCGCCCUCUGCGCUGUUUCUCUCUAACCCCCCCCCCCAUUUCUCUCGGGGGGCGCGAUUCCCUCUCUCCCUCCCCACCGCACGGCUUUCCCAAGGGGGAGUGAGGUGAGGAGAGGUCACUUCCCCGGCGCUUCCCUUUCCGGGGCGCCCUUUCAACGAGAGCCGGUUAACGGCAUCUCAACCACUCCCCUCCCCCCCCCCCCGCUCAUCUCGGGCCACAAGCAGAACGAGGAGAGAGGCGGGAAUUUGACGAGAGAGCCUAGAGAUAGACGCCUCCCCCACCCGCCCCGCCAGAGGCUAGGAGGACGGGAAUUGCGCGGGAAAGGGAACGGCGUUGGUUUCCCAGAGUUCCCUGCGCCCGACUGGCGGCUCGCGCAUAAGCGCACGCUCUCCAUCCUGCCUCUUUAAACGCUGUCCCCCUCACGCCCACCCACACACCCUCUUUAAGAAAAAACUGCCAGCCCGCGUCUUUCAACCGUCCGACCUAUGAGCGCGUGCCCUAAAGAACGUUAGGCGGGGCGGGUCCCUCAGUGCGCGCGCGCCCCGCCCCCGACUCCGUAUUAGCUGCAUCUUCCUCCACGUUCUCGCUCGCUACGUAAAUAAGUUUUAAUGCUUUGGCGGUUUGAAUUUGAAAGAAACAGAAAGGUUCCUGCUUGAAUUUAAAGGCCAGCCCCUUUAAAGAGUGGGGCGUUCUUAUAUGAGGACGAGCAAUGUCACACCUCCCUCUUCUGAGAGGGAAUGUUAUGGAUGGAGGAAACGGCCGCGGAGCAUGCGCAGUGCGUUUCUUUUUAUGAAGCGCUGUGUGUGAGUUGCGAGGUCUUGAGGUUUCUUGUUUUGUUUUUCCAAAUGGUUGUCUACCUCUUUUUACAUUUUCUCUUAUUCUCCCACGGAGCCCCUCAAUCGAUCACUACUGCCAUAAUAAAAAAAGAACACAUAUCAUGGUUAUAUCAGCCACUUUGAAACCCCGCCUGUUGACAGGGAUGUAAAUGUUUUAGAUAAAUAAUAGCUAUAUAUUCUGCAUCAUGCCAGAAGAUUCAAUGGAAAUAAUGAAGUUGCCACAUAAUUUGAGCAAUCUGAUCUCCCUAUCAUUUAGGCCCAGUUUCCACUGAAUUGGGAUGCGGGUGGCACUGUGGGUUAAACCACAGAGCCUAGGGCUUGUCGUUCAGAAGGUCGGCGGUUCAAAUCGUUCAGAAGGUCGGCGGUUCAAAUCCCCGCAACGGGGUGAGCUCCUGUUGCUCAGUCCCAGCUCCUGCCAAGCUAGCAGUUUGAAAGCACGUCAAAGUGCAAGUAGAUAAAUAGGUACCGCUCCGACGGGAAGGUAAAUGGUGUUUCCAUGCGCUGCUCUGGUUCGCCAGAAGUGGCUUAGUCAUGACCCAGAAGCUGUACGCCGGCUCCCUCGGCCAGUAAAGCGAGAUGAGCGCCGCAAUCCCAGAGUUGGCGACGACUGGACCUAAUGGUCAGGGAUCACUUUACCUUUACCUUACCCACUGAAUUGGUAGUCUGGUGAUUCCCUUCUCCCUAUCAUCUAGUCUAGUGUAUAUACUUUUCUGUAUGGGGAACAUUAAAUCAUGGAUAUCUCCCCCUGCGAGCAGAAGUGCUGCAACCACUUAUAAUGCUCUAUUUCUUAACUUUUCAUUCUUGUUUUUUUUAUUUGUAUUUGUGGUUUUACAUAUUUAGGUAAUAUUUGUGUGUUUUUCCAGUGCACUGCUUAGAAAUAUUUUGUAUAUUAAGCAGUAUAGAAAUGGUGUUAAAUGCAUUUUUUUUUUUAAGAAAAGAAAAAUCAGAAGUGCCCUUUAUGUGCUUAGGAAACAAGUGAGAAGGAGAAGCAGUGUCUGCUGGCCUUGCCCACAAUCUGUACACCUUCGGUUGAAGGUUUGGUUUGCUAUAUAUUUGGGAGCCCUAAGCUUCCAAACCUUAUACUGAAUGUAUGAAGGUGAUGGAUGAGAAGUCAGUAGGCAAACUGGAGGUGGGAUGAGAAGUCAGUAGGCAAACUGGAGGUGGGAUGAGAAGUCAGUAGGCAAACUGGAGGUGGGACCAGUGGGCUCCACGCCCUCCUCUCCCCUGAUUCCCUGAAUGCAUGGAGAGCAUUUCUGAACAGGGCUCACAUCACCUAGAUAACACUAGAAUUAGGUCGCCCUAUCUCAGAAAUACAAGUAGACAUGCAGCUUUCUACACAAAUGCAAAAUAUUGUGUAUACUAACAUCAGGAAUCUAUCCACAGACAACACUUCUACCUUCUGGGGUUUUCACUUUUCCUAUGUUUCUGUAUCUUAAAGAACUACAAGUCUGACAGGAAUUGCAUUAAACAGGUGUAGUUUACUUUAUUGUUUUAUCCUCAUUCUGAGAAUGCUGCAGCUGUUUGAAUUUCAGCAUAUAAUUUGGUACGGGCAAAUCCUAUUUUGUGCACAUUUGAUGCACAUAGGACCGUGCACACACUUGCCAGGUUUGGUACCAGAAGAGGGCAGAAUGAGCUUACACGCAGUCCACUGACUGCGCACAAUGACCUGGGACGUAACCCCCGCAUAAAUGGGUUGCCUUCAUUGAAGGCAGAGAGCCUCUGCCAGGGGAAAAGGUUGCCAUCCUAUUUCCCUUCACAUAGGCACACAAAAGCUACACAGCACAAACAAAUAACAGUAUAAUGAUGCAUUUAACUAAGCCUAAGUACAUGUAACUGAAAUAAUUGCAGUUAAUUGCCCUUUUUAUCACUGCUCCAUUUUCCUCCCCUUUGUUGUCUCCUGUGUGCCUCUUUCACUUUGUAAAAUGCCAAGCACACAAUGGGCAUUAUGUACAGAAUCGGGUGUGGGGCUGUGGCCUAGUUUCUGAGCAAAUACAGGCUAUUUUACCAGAUGUGUGUAAGCCAGGUACAUCUCCAUAGUUAGAUCACAACCCUGAGAUCCAUUUAUCUCUAUGCUAGGACAAGUUUCAUCUGUGUAUGAGGCUUCCAGGUUAAAAGCCGCAAAUCAGGUCAAAUAAAAAAUGGAAAUUACUUAUAUAUUACUUAUUACCUAUAAGAUAUUGUCAGGGGUUCAGGGAGAGAGGCACAGGGUAGGCAGGAGAUGGAGAGCGAUGGGGAGGAAUUCCAAGCCAGCGAGGAAGAGGAUGACAAUGACUCAAGAGAUUCCAUGAGUCUUUCCAGCGAAUCAGAGGAUUCCCAGAAGGGGCGCCGGUGGUCAAGGCCAGGGAGCCCCAGGGGAACUGUCAGGAGCAGGGUGCCAGCGGAGGAUCCCAAAGUGGCAGCUGGGCGUCAGGACCAGCCUCCCCACCAGAGUGCAGCGAAGGGGGUGGAGUUUCCAGUGUGUCAGAGGAAGCAGCUCCAGCAGCAGAGAAAGGAGGGGGUCAGAGCAAGCCGCCCUCCCGGAAGGGGAGGAGCAGUGAAGGGAGUAGUGUAACUGUCAAAAGGAAAGUUAGAGGUUUGGCGCGCGCGCCUAGUUCAAAUGUAGAGGCGCGCGGAAGUGCAGGGAGCCCGGAGGAGGGGCCAGGUCCCAAAGCCCGCAGGAGGGGGGAAGAGCAGUCUGGGGAUUCCGCGUCAGAGGAAUCCAGGAGGGCGAAACCCCAGUGGGCAGAAGGACCCUGCGGAAAAGGAAGGAGAGAAAGAGGUGGAGCAGCGCAAGUCUCUUGAAUUGGUGCAGGGGAGGAACUGACUCAGAGGGGACUUCGGCGGUCUAGCGUAAGAGACGUAAGGCUGCGCGCCUAGGAUGUCAAGCAAACCAUGAACUGCAAUAAACACUUUUGUAUAUAAGAAGACAGAGGCGUUGGUCUUUUGUGAGCUAAGACUUGAGGCAGCCUUGACAGAUAUAUAUAUGCCUUUGUGGCCAUAUGGAAUCAAAAUAUAGUGUAUUCCGAUGCAAUGGAGGAUACAGCUUCCGUAUUUUUCAUAGUUGUGUAGCAAAGACAAUUUCAACAGGUACAAUUAUGCUCACUCCUUGACAAAGCUGUGCCUUUCAGAAAUUUUCACUUUACGCAAUUUUUAAAAGUAUAGAAGCCUAUUUUUAGUUUGCAUUGGAACAGCCUAGGAUAAUAUGAGAGGCUAUUACAUGAACAGGUUUGGUUGUAAUAGGAGAAAUUGAAUCAGACAAAUGGGACCUAUAUCCAGUGUUGCAGUGCGGAGUGCUCUUGCUCACUGUUCCAGUCAGUACCCUUCCUCCAGGAUACUCUAUUCCAUUUCCCCACAUGGUUCUCCAGAUCCCCCGGGCAAAUCAGUGUUUCGUGGUCACAGUCUUCACCCUGUUUUUGAGGUGUGUCUCACACAGGUUUUUUUCUCUCUCAAUUUAUUUUUGUACUGUACUUCUGCGACAUGGGGUUCCUUCACACCUGUUCAUAACAUCAUAUGUGUGUGUGAUAAAGGUCUUGCUGCCUGAGCACUGACACUCACAUGAACAUCAGACGAAGAAACUGGCUAUGAAACUUUGUUUCAGAUGUAUCAUGGGUGUUGGCAGCUGUGCCAUGUUAGUUGUUCACGUUGUGGACUAGUUGGUACAAUAUUGAAAGUAUUGUUUGCAUACCAAUUACAUUACUUUAGGUCAUUUAUGUUUUGCAGUUUGUUAAGGGUUGCUGGGAAUUCUAAUUUUGUUGGGGGUAAACUACAAGGCCCAGAAUUCUUUGCAGGGGAAUGUGUUCUGAACGUAUAGCAUAGCCAGGUAUAGUGUGUACACAGCCUUAAAUCUUGCUCCCCUACAUUUUAAAAAAAAUCCAGCUCCUAUUAUAUCACACCCAAUAUAAAUCCUUGUUUCACCCUUUGUAUGUUUUAUAUUAGGACAAGCAAAUAAGAAUAAUCUGCCAGAAGACUGAAAAACACAGAGCGACAACAUGUCGGCCCGAGGUGGAAAGAAAAAAAUGACCAAAAUGUCUCGCUCUAGCAGAGCAGGCGUUAUUUUUCCAGUGGGCAGAAUGAUGCGAUACUUAAAGAAAGGAACAUACAAAUUCCGGAUAGGAGUGGGAGCUCCUGUCUACAUGGCAGCUGUCAUAGAAUAUCUAGCAGGUAAGAAUUAAAUUGUUUUAAUUAAAUUAAUGAAGUGGCAAGGCCAAGUGCUUUCACAACACUUCUGGAAAUGAGGCUGUAUAAUGGUAAAGAAAUCAUUUGCUCGUUUGAUGUUGUUGAGUUCAAGCUUUUAACAGAGCAGUGGGAAUAGUAGACAUCCGAUCAUGCAUGCUUUAUCCCAAGUGGGAAAGCUUUUCUUUUUUGUAAGAAGCUUUGGGCACUAUAUAAUUGAAAAGCAGGAUAUAAAUAGAAAUCGUCAAAUAAUAAUGCAAUCCUAAUCCCUCAAUUAUGGCUGGAGGGGUCAGGAUGGCACACUGUUUGCCUCUUUGCCAGCAGAGAGAAGUACUGCCAGUGGAGAGGGUUCCACUGUGCUGGAAGGCCCAGGUGGGCAGAAAGCUCUUGCCAGUUCUCCUGCUAGUGGGAUCAGGAAGAAAGCUCUGAAAUGGUGCCUUUAGGAGCAGGGUGCUAGCAGCCUGGAACUGGUAUAGUGAAAAGAAAGACUGGAAGCCACCCCCCUGCACUGCAAGCUGGCAACGCUCGGAAUGUGCUGCUCUGCUCCACCCCCAUUUAGUAAAUUCAGUAAAUCAUUAAAAGCAAAGGUAUUGAAAUGCACACAUCCCAGGCUUUUUUCCAUUUCAAGGAAGGACCUAGAAUUUUACAGAUCUAGGAAAUGAAACCGUGAGGUGGUUCACAGAUGGCUUAAAUGUGUAAAUUAUUUAUAUAGUGAGUCCCAGGAACAGACGUAUCUUGUUACUGACAUGUAUCCCAAUGUAUUUGUAGCAGAAAUAUUGGAAUUGGCUGGUAAUGCUGCAAGGGACAACAAAAAGGGAAGAAUUGCUCCAAGACACAUCCUUCUGGCAGUUGCUAAUGAUGAGGAGCUGAAUCAGGUAUACUUUACAAACAGUUUACAGAAGAUAAUUGCAUUGGAUAACUGUUAAUUACCGUUGUAGUGCUGUAGUUCAACACUACUAGGGGAAAAAAUGUUGAAAAACCAAGAUCUCAUGGUUUCUUACAGUUUUUUUCUGAAUUUGCCAAACAAGGUGUUGCAUGGUGUCAGGGAACUGCCAUCAGUGCCGGAGGGGGAGAGCAAAAUCCAGAGGGAUUCCGGACAGCGUCCUGGGAUUGGGAGAGGCAGCCCAUCUUCUGGGGAAGAGAAUCAGCGUAGCACCAGUGGAGAAGGGGGGCAGAUGGGGGAAGCAGCGAGGCGGUCCCAUGGCGGUCCUCCGCUGCCUACGCCCUCCUUGCGCAGAAGGCUUUCGCGCAGAGAGUGUAGGAGGAGACUAGGCGUCAAAGAGCUUCUUUGCUGGAAGAAGUUUAAGAAAUGCCCACUGACGGAUUCUGCCAGCAAUUGAGACAGCCACGGGUGAGUGGCUGUCCGGACAGAAAAGGUUCACUCAGGCAACCCAGCCAGGUGUUUGCACCGGCUUACGCACGAGCAACCCCUAGAACCACUACACAUGGCUUGCAGUUAUUCUUCAUUAACAUGUUUGCUGUUCUUUGUUUAAAAGUUUCAAGGGUGGUGGGGGAGAGAGAAAGUGAAAAAAUAAACAUUAAGGAUGGAAGUGUUUAGAGUCAAUUUAAAGCAUUCUUAUCAACCUGCUCUGCAUGGGGCAGCUCUACAGUCAUGUGCUUCUGAUUUGAAUAGUACAUUUUUAUUAACUAAUAUUCAGUAGUUAGACAUGCUGCCCCAGCACAUAAAUGUUUAAGAAAGGGUAUACUAACAGCUAUACUGUUAUAAUGCCACAAAAUGCAAUCACCUAAACUUCAAUCCCAUACCUACUUACCUGGGAGUAAACUCCAUUGAGCUUGGUCCAAGUUUAACUGCUGGAGGUUUGUGCUGUUGCUUUCCAGCUGUUCUGUUUCAACCAUGACUGCCAUGGUUUGACACCACUCUGAAAUCUAUACAGAGCAGUGUGCAAAUAUUUCAAUGAAUCAGAUUGAUUUAGAGGCUGGGGGGCAUUCCUCGCUCUUCUCUCCCCUCCUUUUUGCAUGAUUCAUGUGGAUGAAAGCUGAAGCUCAAGACAGGUGUCACAAAGAGUAGCCUAUCAGAUUGAGAUGUGCUCCUUUAUACAGUGGUACCUCUGGAUACGAAGGGGAUCUGUUUCGGAGCCCCGUUCGCAUCCUGAAGUAAACGUAAGACGUGACUGUUUGUGUGCGGGUCACAUUUCACUGCUUCCGUGCAUGCGGGUGACGUCAUUUUGAGCGUCUGCGCAUGCGUGAGCGACGAAACCCAAAAGUAACGCGCUUUGUUACUUCCGGGUCGCCGCGGAGUGCAACCUGAAAAUAUUCAUCCCGAACCUACUUCAACCUGAGGUAUGACUGUAUCUUUGACAUCCAUAAACUAUGGUACUACCAAAAUUAUGACGUACCCAAUAGAACAGGCUUCCUCAACCUCGGCCCUCCAGAUGUUUUGAGACUACAAUUCCCAUCAUCCCUGACUACUGGUCCUGCUAACUAGGGAUCAUGGGAGUUGUAGGCCAAAAACAUCUGGAGGGCCAAGUUUGAGGAAGCCUGCAAUAGAACAUACCUUUAUAAGACCCAACCAAAACGUAACAUAAAAGUGAAUAAACUUCUCUAUAUCUCCUCAGUUGCUGGAUAUACUAUACUGCACUGAAAUGUUUAAAUAUUUUAUUGUUCUUGAAUGUUUCUGCCACACUUGCCACGAUGUCCUGCCACAUCAGUGUGGUGUGCCGCACCCUUUGAGAACCACUGUGGUAGAUUGUUAAAAGGGAUGGGAAAGUGUGAGAGAGAAAGUUAAGGAAUGAGAGGAGUGGGAGGAGACAAUGGGCAUGGGCAUUGCAGAAAGGAUUGAUGAUGGUUCAGUGUUUAUGCAUGUGUUCAGAGGCAGCCCACUCCUGAGUGUUAAGUUUGUGGGAGGGCAAAAGUCUGCAGUAGUUCAGUGAUGAGGAGCUCAUACUCUUCAUGAUCUCAGAGGUGCCUUUAUUCCCAGAACUCUGGCCCAACAUUGAAAGUAGACUCCUGAGUUGCCCUAGUGAGGUCUUGGCAUAAUUUACAUUAGAGGAAAUUGGGGCGAAUAGGAAGGGAAGCAGGGGUUGGUUUUCCCAGAUUGGGGAAGGAACACGAGAAGUGGGAUGAAAUAGUACACUCUCUGGGUGAAGUUUGCAGCAAUGGAGAGGGAUACUUAACUAUUAUAGAGAGAAGUGCUAGUAGUUUAAUCUCUGUGGGAACUAGGCCACCACACUGCAAACGCUACAUUUUUAACCGGGGCAGGGAGGCUACAAUUGCUUAAUGUUUUAUUUUUCUAGAAUUCUUACUAUAAAUUCAUUCACUUAUCUUGGGCUGGGCAUUUACUACUGUGCCUCUGUGUUCUUCGACUGUUAAAGUGGAUCAGUGUUCUGUGGUUUAAAUGCAAUAUACAGUGGUGCCUCGCAAGACGAAAUUAAUUCGUUCUGCGAGUUUUUUCGUCUUGCGAAUUUUUUGUCUUGCGAAGCACGGUUUCCCAUAGGAAUGCAUUGAAAAUCAAUUAAUGCGUUCCUAUGGUCAAAAAAAGUCCAAACAAAGCCAAAUUUGGUACAAAAAGAGUUUAUUAAGUGCUCUUUAAAGUCACACAUACUGUAAAGAGCAUUUCAAAAAUUGAAGGAACAAUAAUUUAAGUUUCUAAACAUGACAGAAAAGCAUUUAAAAAUCACCAAAGUGUACUGUACAUACAUUUUCUAAGACUCUGGGGGAAAGCUCGAAGAAGGUUCCUCUUCCACUCUUUGCUUCUUGCUGAAGAACCUGUCCAUGGUCUGCUGCUUCAUCCGCCUUUUCAGCACCUCCCUGAAAGACGACAUGACCCUCGUAUCAAAAGUGUUCGCAAGGUCACGUGUCAGGUCCUUGUCAGGGUGGUGCCGCUGUGCAAAAGCCUGCACAUCUUUCCACUUCUGGCAAAUGUCCCUCAGUUCUUUGGAGGACAGCCAUUCCUCAGUUUCUUCCUCCUCUUCCAGCGAGGCCUGACCCAGUCCACAAACAGCACACGUGUGACCCAAGUCUUACUGUUGGAUCGCCACAUGACACUCAGCUGCUCCUUGUCGACCUUGUGUUUCUUGAAGGCCCGUGGGCUCUCCGAGUGGUACACCAGCAGGGGCUUGAUCUUCAGGUCGCCACUUGCAUUGGCACAGAAGAGCAGGGUCAGACGGUCCUUCAUGGGCUUGUGGCCAGGCAACUUGGCCUCCUCCUGAGUGAUGAAAGUCCUUUUGGGCAUCCUCUUCCAAAACAGCCCGGUCUCGUCGCAGUUGAAGACCUGCUGUGGAACGUAGCCCUCCGUCGUCACAACCUCCAGGAACUCCGCUGCAAAGUCUUCAGCCGCAGGAACAUCAGAACUGGCAGCCUCUCCAUGCCUGACCACGCUGUGGAUUCCAGAUCUCAUCUUGAACCGGUCAAACCAGCCUCUGCUUGCCUUGAAGACUUCUGGCUCGCCUGAGGUUCCUGGCUGUUGCCGGACGAGGUCUGCGUGCAAGGCCUUGGCCUUCUCACAAAUGACGGCCUCAGUCACUGUGUCCCCUGCACGCUGCUUCUCUUCUAACCAGAUGAGCAGCAACUUCUCCACCUUCUCCAGAACAGCUGGGCGGUUCUUCACGAUCCUGGUGACUCCCUUGGCUACAUCAGUCGCAAGGAUCUUCUCCCUCAUCUUCAGGAUGGUCCCGAUGGUCGAUGGAUUCCUCCCGUACUCUCUGGCGAAGUCUGUCACACGCAUUCCACCGUCGUGCUUCUGGAUGAUCUCCUUCAUUUCCAGCGUAACCUUCUCCUUCCUCUCGCCGGCCUCUGCAACAGCAGUCUUCUUGGGCCCCAUGGCAGCACAGCUCCUACCCUAACCCCCCAAAAAUCAGUGCUUCACAUCCAAAAAAUUCAAAAGCGCCAAACCUCCCAGAAAACACACAAGCUUCCAGAUUCUUGCAAACCCCUUCUCAACAAUUCCCUGACCCCCCCAGCCACCCACCACACAGAAAUCCAAACCCAGAAAUCUUUUUUUUUUAACAACAGCAGAGUGCCCCAAUGGUCACAAAAAAUCAGAAAAAUGCAGAAAAAAAAACCACAAGCUUCCAGAUUCUUGCAAACCCCUCCCCAACACCAAGUCCUUGAAUUCCAAACACCCCAACCCAAAAUCCAAAAACCCCCCAAAAAGUCUUCAAAAACCUCAAAAAAGGCUACCACACCGCGUGCUAUGAGUUGCUCCUCGAAGUCAAGUCGCAACUGCACCUCUUCAAGCAAUGCACCCUGGGUAUUAACGGUUUUAAGAAAAAGGAAACAACUUGCAAGACGUUUUUGUCUUGCGAUGCAAGCCCAUAGGGAAAUUCGUCUUGCGAAGCAACUCAAAAAACGAAAAACUCUUUCGUCUUGCGAGUUUUUCGUCUUGCGAGGCACCACUGUAGUAGUGUUGUCUUUACUUGCUGGAUAGCUUGUGGGUUGCCUCACUAGUUUUGUCUUUUUUUUUUUUUUAAUAAAAUAUUUAUUAGGAUUUUACAAUAAACAUAGGUUUAAAAAAGUAAGAAAAUUAAACCGAAGAUUACACAUGAACAGAAAAAGAAAAAAGAUAACAAGAAUAAUACCAAAAAAAGGAAAGAAACAAGGACCUAAAAGAGAAAAGGGAAAAUACAAAAUACAAAAAACAGAUGGCUAAAAAAGAAAAAGAGAGGGGGGAAAAAUUUGAAAAAGAAAAAAUCCAUUUUUCAAUAUCUUUAGGCUCAUUUACUUAUUUCCUUGACCUCCUCACACCUCCCCUUUUUGUAUUCCCGUUUACAAAAUCCUUUCAGCAAAUCCUUACCCUCUUCCAUUUAUCUUUACUCUAUAUCUUAACCUAUUAUAACUAUAUAUUUUCAUCCAUAUAACAAUCUAUAUUUGCAUGUUCUUAUUAACCUUAUUACCAAAACCACUUAUUUCCAUUCCAACAUCAUUUUAACAUUCAUUAAUUUUACAGUAUUUCUGCAAAUAGUCUUUAAAUUUCUUCCAAUCUUCUUCCACCGACUCUUCUCCCUAGUCACGUAUUUUGCCAGUCAUUUCCGCCAAUUCCAUAUAGUCCAUCACCUUCAUCUGCCACUCUUCCAGGGUGGGUAAAUCUUGUAUCUUCCAAUACUUUGCAAUAAGUAUUCUUGCUGCUGUUGUUGCAUACAUAAAGAAAGUUCUAUCCUUCUUUGGCACCAAUUGGCCGACUAUGCCCAGGAGAAAGGCCUCUGGUUUCUUCAAGAAAGUGUAUUUAAAUACCUUUUUUAAUUCAUUAUAAAUCAAAUCAAGAAAGCCUUAAUCCUUGGACACGUCCACCAAAGGUGAAAGAAUGUACCUUCAGUUUCUUUACAUUUCCAACAUUUAUUGUCGGGCAAGUGAUAGAUUUUUGCAAGCUUGACUGGGGUCAUGUACCAUCUGUAUAUCAUUUUCAUAAUAUUCUCUCUUAAAGCAUUACCUGCCGUAAAUUUUAUACCUGUGGUCCACAACUGUUCCCAGUCAGCAAACAUAAUGUUAUGUCCAACGUCCUGUGCCCAUUUAAUCAUAGCAGAUUUAACCGUCUCGUCCUGAGUGUUCCAUUUUAACAGCAAGUUAUACAUUCUUGAAAGUAUCUUUGUUUUAGGAUCUAACAGUUCUGUUUCCAACUUUGAUUUUUCCACCUGGAAGCCAAUUUUUAUCUAAAUUAUAAGCCUCUCUUAUUUGAUAAUAAUGAAGCCAGUCUCGCACUUUAUCUUUUAGUUUCUCAAAACUCUGCAAUUUCAAUUUGUCUCCUUCUUGCUCCAAGAUUUCCCAAUAUUUCGGCCACUUGGCCUCCAUAUUGAGCUUUUUCAGGGCCUUUGCCUCCAUCGGUGACAACCACCUUGGGGUUUUGUUUUCAAGUAAGUCUUUAUAUCUUGUCCAGACAUUAAACAAUGCUUUUCUGACAAUAUGGUUUUUAAAUGCUUUAUGUGCUUUAACCUUGUCGUACCAUAAGUAUGCAUGCCACCCAAAAACAUUAUUGAAACCUUCUAGAUCCAAAAUGUCUGUGUUCUCAAGAAGCAGCCAAUCUUUCAACCAGCAGAAUGCUGCUGAUUCAUAAUAAAGUUUAAAGUCUGGCAGGGCAAAUCCCCUCGUUCCUUUGCAUCAGUUAAUAUUUUAAGUUUUAUUCUGGGCUUCUUGCCCUGCCAGACAAAUCUAGAAAUAUCUCUCUGCCACCUCUUGAAACAAUCCAUUUUGUCCAGAAUUUGUAGUGAUUGAAACAAAAACAGCAUUCUUGGCAAUACAUUCAUCUUUAUAGCAGCAAUUCGACCCAACAAGGAAAGCUUCAAAUUUGACCAUAUUUCUAAAUCCUUUUUCACUUCCGACCAACAUUUUUCAUAAUUGUCUUUAAAUAAGUUCCCAUUUUUAGCUGUCAUAUUAAUCCCCAAGUAUUUCACCUUCUUAACCACUGUUAAACCUGUCUCUCACUAGUUUUGUCAACUUAAGCCUUCUGCUUAGCUCCCAGUUUCUACUUUCUUUUUUUUUAAGAAUAAUUUUUUAUUAACUGACCAAUCACAUCAAAUCAAACCAAAUUACAUAAAUUCCAAAUUACACAGCCAAAUUUUAAAUUUUUGUUGGGGGUACCCUUAUUUCAAGUUCUGAAGGGGAUCCAAUCAACUUCUUGCUUCUUACUGCUGUUUUAAGGUCCACAAAUCUAACCUUAUGAUGUUCACAGUACUAUCCAGUCCUUUCUUCUUGUUUUUCCACAUCUCUUACUGUUAUUUUCAUAUAUUUUUCCUUUCUCUUUGUGACCUCUGAUAGGCUCUACAAGCUGGUUAGACAUUUUGUAAUCCUGCGUGGAUGAUAUUAUUUUUUAUCCAGUAGCCAUAUCCAGACGUUUUCCAUGUAACAUCACUUCCAUACAUCAAAACAGUCUUAGCAUCAUUAAUCUUCACCAAUCUGCCUCCUUUCUCAAAACCUCUGAGGAGAUUCACCAAGAAUGCAGUCUGUAAACAAGUCCGUUCCUUCUCUCGGCUAUAAAUCCUUUGGCAAGAUGGCGAUUCCGAAUUAAUUGCUGCGCCAUUCCAAAAGCUCUUAUUGCUUCUCAAUCUCCAUAAAGCAUACUUUUGGUUAAAGUUUAUCUCCACACAGACCUUAAUCAUCCUGCUUGGGUCAGUUCAACUGACGAUUCUAAUGAGGAGGGGUUCUUGUAAAUCACAUAGAAGGAAAGUAAAAAAGGUCCCGUCCCCCCAUUCAGUCCCGUUGUCAACAUACCCAGCCUUUGGUGUAUCUUCAUCGUAACAUAUUCCUGUUUCUCCAACCUGUCGUCUUCUUUCGCAGAGGUCACUUAAAUUAGCAGACUUCACUCCCCUUCUUCACUUGAAAUAUGUGCAUUUGCUUCUUUUGUAAUUAAUUAUUCCAAAUUGCUGCAGCUAGUGCGCGAUCAGAGACAGCGUCCAGGAGAGCCGAGGUCCACACAGGGGCAUUCUGCCUAGGGCCCUCACCCCCUUCUUUCGAAUUAGGGGGUGAUUUAUGGGCACAGCAGGCAAGGGCAGUGUUCCCCAUUUCCUUGGGGCAAAAAAGGAGGCUGCCUACUCCCAUAACAGCCUCUUAAUUACCCCGUGUGGGUCGGAGAGAUGGUAUUGUCAGCCAUCUUCCAAUGCGCCCCCUAGUGGCCCCCCCCCCCAGUUUCUACUUUUGGCAGAUUGAGUCUGAAUUGUGUUGGCCGCAGCGUUAUGUAGCCAGGCAUGCUGCUGAGGUGCCAGACUCCACUCCAGAAAUACUUGGACAUGCACAAAAGAGUGGCUCAGUUCUCAUCCAUGAAAUAUUGGAGAAUGUUAUAACAGCAUAAACGAGUAUAUUGUCACCAAAGCUCAUGGGCCUUCAGUAUCAGCAAUCUGAUCUAUAAAUUGUGUCUUCCUUUUUGUAUUAAAUGUAGGAAGUAUAACUGAAUUUAUUAUUUUUAUUUUGCUUAUUUUUAUUUUUAUUUUUUAAGCAUGAAAGCAGAGCUGCAUAUUUGGAGUUUUUCCAUUUUGUACAGUGAAUUGUUUGUAAAAACAACAAGCAAAUCUAUCAAAGUGAAUGAGUACCCUCAAGAGAACUUGUAUUCAGGUAUGUCCUGUCUCUGUACACUGCUUCUUUCUGCAGUUGCUAAAAGGAGUGACCAUUGCAAGUGGAGGUGUCCUGCCCAGGAUUCAUCCAGAGCUUCUUGCCAAAAAACGAGGCACCAAAAGCAAAUCGGAUACUAUCCUUUCACCUUCUCCAGAGAAGAGAGGGAGGAAAUAUUUGGGGACCAAGAAGACUGGAAAGAAAACAAAGGCUGCAAAAGCCCGGGCACCCAAAAAGGUAAGCAAAACUUGGACCAAGCAGCUCUAUUUGGAAAACAGGCUAUGCUAUCCCUCUUAGGAUCGGUCUCAUUGCCUCAUUAUAAUGUCUUUCUUUGUGGUCAGGUUCAUUUCAGAGGGUGCUCAUUAUUAAUAGCCCCAGUAUAUACUAUGCAAGAGCAAAGUAGAACUUCUUGUAAGAUAACUUUCUCUGUAAGUUAUUUUAAAGGAGUAACUCAAGCUUUUCAGGAGUUUGGCUGCCAUAUAGGGUUGUAAUGUAUAAGAGGGGGGGGACCCUUACAUAUAAUGCUAUCCUUAACACUUAAUAGUAUAAAGAGGGAAUAGACUACACCAUUUUGGGGGGGAAAUAAUUUGGAAAUUAGUCUCAUUGGAUUAUAUCCAAAGGUUCCCUUCCUCCAAAGGAAGCUCCUUCCAUCUAAGAAAGUGAACCUUUGGGUGACUUCGAGUUUAUUUCCAAGUAGUUAUGCUUAGGACCACAGUCUUGGUGUUCUUGGUUUUUAACAUAGAUUUAAAGAGCUGGUUUGUUUUCUCCACUUCCAACAUACGCCAGGAGAUAGAAAAACUAUAGAUGAGUCACACAUGGAUAUGUUAACAGUUCAUGUUUUCAAAAUCUAUCAGAGCUGCAAAUGGACACCUGACCUGACCAAGAUAGCACAGAUUAAAGUAAACCCAACUCUGCAAGGCAAAAUAUAUUUAUGUUUAAUACUAGCAUUGAUCUUCACAUUGUCCAUUUGAGAGCCAAGUCACACCUUUACCUAUAAGGUGUUAAGAUCCUUACACAAUGGCUCUUCUGUAUUGUUCUUACACAGUAAGAUGCUUAUGUGAACCAGCCCCUCAUGUGGAAAACAAAAAAGUUACCACGUCAGAGGAAACUCUAGUUGUGAAUAUUGGGGGGGGGGGGGUUCUCUGACAGUACAUUUCCCCACCUACUUUGUUAGGUUUUCUUCUUCUUAAUGUUUCUUUUCCCUGCCCCCAAUAGAACAAACAGAAGGAGAAUGAAAAAGAAGGAGCAUCAAAUUCAGCAGCUGAUGAUGGACCUGGUGAUGGGUUCACUAUACUCUCCUCCAAGAGUCUUCUUCCAGGACAGAAGGUACCAAGUUAGAGAACAGUACAAUAAAAUUAUGUCCACACUAUCCACACCAAAAUUUGCUCAGUUGACUCUCGCUUUGCAUAUAUUUUAGUCAGGGUUUCCUCAAGAUCCAGGAAGUAUUUUUAUGAAGCAAUCCCUUCUUUUAAGAAAAAAAAAAUCAUGAUGAAGUAGCCACUCUGCAGAUUUUCACUCUAGGAGCUACAUGUUUAAGCUUUCUCCUGUUUAAAACAGGCCAUGCCCCUGCUAUUCAGUCAUGAUUCUUACUGAGGUCUCACCCCUCUCCUCAUUCACAGCAACGAAUAUUCUCAUUCAUUCUCUCUCUCUCUCUCUCUCUCUCUCUCUCUCUCUCUCUCUCUCUCACACACACACACACACACACAGAGAGAGAGAGAGAGACUCUGUGAGAAAGUAUUGCAUGAAAUAGGUAUGGGUUAUUUAUAAGGCACAAAUUCCAGGGGUCUGGGACUGCAUUAGUUUGCACUGCAAUAAUCUUAACAUCUCUGAACACUGUGCUGCUACUUCAUGCACUGUGCUGCAAUACCUCUCCCUAUAUAAACCAACCCGGAUUCUGUGAUCACUAUCUGGGGCCCUGCUUCAUGUGCCUCAAGGGGUCCGGAGGGUGGCAACACAAGAAUAGGCCUUUUCUGCAGUGGCUCCCCGUUUGUGAAAUGCUCUCCCCAGCGAGGUUCGCUCACUGCGUGCCCUCAUUAAAUAUCCUUAUGUGCCAGGUGAAAAUGUUCCUCUUUGACCAGGAUGAUUAAUAUUCUGUGGGUUUUUAAAUGUGUUUGUGGGAAUGGGGCGGGGGGGUAUUGUUUUGUUUUGCUUUUGUUCUCACUAUUUGUUCUUUCUCUGUGAUGUGCACCACCCUGAGAACUUCCAAUGAAGGGCAGUAUAUAAAUUUAAUGAUAGUAAUAAUAGGAAGAUGCAGCUUUAGUAAAAUUGAAAUCCAAAAAUGUUAGGUAUUUCUUGUGCAAACUGAAAACAAUGAACCUAUUAGAGGGGAAGUUAUGUGCCCUUAGUCCAGUUUAUUUCAGGCGAAUCUCUGUAACUAUAGAUACAUAUGCAUAUAGUAAACACAGAAAUCAAGUGCCCUGAUCAGCUGGGGGUGGGAAAGCAGGGUUCUUUCCAUAGGUGAAUGAGUAAUUGUUUCCAUAGGUGAAUGAGUAAUUGCUUGCAUAAUUCCUCCCUGCAUCCAGAUGCUUGCGCUGCAGUCAGAAAACCGGCAGUUAUUCUAACCAUUUGUUGGUUACGGGACUGGAUUUUGUACCCUCUCUCCCAUUACCUCCUUCCCCUGUAUGGGUGAUCAGUGUUAUCACCAGUUAUCUGAUACAGGCUAUGCACACAGAAGCCCAAUUACUGCUGUGCACAUGUGCAGCUGGAUUUGGGCCAGAUUAAUGCAUUACUUGAUUAUAAAGAUAGGCAUUUAAAAGAUAGCAGGGGUUUCUAAUGAAAAGAGCACGUGGUCAUCCUGUAUUUAAAGGCUCUGUUUGAAGUCUGAAAAGUGAGCUGCUCGUAGCCCUAGUUUGAAAGUGAGAGCCUUGCAAUUUGAUAGCAGCUUGGUAGCAAUAAGAAAAUGAAGUACAAUCUGCUUUCUGUUUUAGUAGUUUGGUAUUCAGACAAUUUCACAGCAUCAGUAAAUAAAUGCAAAGUGCAUAGCAGCACGCGCGCACACACACACAUACGGGAUGUGAACAGGCUAAGACUACAUAGGAAAUAUAUUAAAGUUAUGGUUAGCAGCUCACUGAAAGCAUAAACUUGGUUUGCAGCAUAAAGGCAAUUUCUUUGCUGGGAAUGUUAGGAAAGGACCUGAAAAUAGAGCUUCUCAGUAUCCUGAUGCCUUUAUAUGAAUCUAUGAUAUGGUCACUUUUUGAAUCUUAUGUUUGGUUCUGUUUUCCUCAUCUCUAAAAAGUAUCUCUGGAUACAAUCUGCUGGGGUCAUAGAAUAGGAGACAGAUUUUGAUUUUAUGCAAUCCGAUUGCAGGUUUCCUGAAGACAGCUAUUUGGCAUGUUUGAAACAAGAUUCUGUACUUUAUAGUCCUUUAGUCCAAUCCAGCCAGCUUCUUUAUAUUCUUGUGAAUUCUUUCUCCUGUUUCAUUGGCAUCUUGCAGCUCUCUCUGACGCAGAGUGACAUCAGCCAUAUUGGUUCUAUGAAAGUAGAAGGCAUUGUGCACCCGACUACUAGUGAAAUAGACCUCAAAGAAGAAGUAGGUAAGUCUCUAAGACUCUUUUUUUUUAAGGAGAUGGGGAUAUUUGAACCUUUGAAUUGUAAUUGUAACCCUUUUCCAGGGGGGCUGUUGAAGUCUAACCUUAACAUCAGAACUCAAAACUAAUACAACUUCCAUCAGCCCCAGUCAGUGUGGCUAAGCUGACUGGCACUCAAAGCAGUUGUAGUCCAAACCUCUGGAGGUCUCCAGGUUGCUGAAGUCUGAGUUAUGUGUAACAAAAGCCCUUACAGUAUUUGUACAGCAGUUUCCAUCUUUGUGGCAAUUGUUUUAUUUUUAACAGUGAUAUCAUUCAAAUGUCUUGUUUCAAGAUUUCAGAUGCCUAUAUAUCUCAUAACACAAUAAGUUGGUGCAAUACUAUGUUUGCUUUUUAAUUACACCAUCCUAAAGUUGGCUGCAUUUGCUAUGUACUUAGGUUUCUGCUAGUGUUUUAAGAGUUUUGUUUGUUUAUUCUCUUUUAGACACCUCAUAAAAUGAAUUAUCUUGGUGUCUUACAAAUAGAAAAAAUAAAAACCAUAGUGCGAUAAAACUAUAAUAAACUUGAGACAGCCAGCACAAUAUUUAUCUACAUUUUAAAUGGAAAGUUGAGGCACUGGGAGGAGGGGAAAUCAUUUUAUUAAAUGAAUCUUUGACCGUAGGGCUAUAGGCUCAAAACUGAUAGCUGACUUCAGAUUCUAUAUUUUUAUGUGAAAACUCCACUAGUAUUUUAAUAGAAACGUGUCUUGCUUUUUUGCCCCCCAGGUAAGGCACUGGAAAAGUCUGGAGGUAAAGAGUUCUUAGAAACCAUAAAGGAACUCCGUAAAACACAAGGACCUCUGGAAGUCACAGAAGGUAACCUCUUUUGUUUAUUGCAGAUUUUUUUUAUUAAUCAUUUAGUAUUUUCUCCUUACAAAUAUUCAAGAAAUAUUUUUUCUUGCUGUUGUUUGCCUUUGGAAUAGCUUUUCGAAAAAAUGCAUGAGUUAUUUCAAUCUCUGUGGGAUUGCAACAGAAUAAAAACUACCUUAUAUUUUUAUAAGGAAUGUUAUUUUGGUUUGGAAGUAUGAAUGAAUAGCAGGUUUAACAGUUUCAUUUGCCACACUCACUGCAGCAAGUGUGGAGCUGUCCUCUGCGGAGUGCAAGAGAUGUUAAGUCUUAAAUCUAAUUCUGAAGCUGCAGAGCUUAGUGGUUGCACAGUGAUUUUUGUACCCUCCAGAGUCAGAAGGGGGGCUGUGGGUUACACCACAUGGCAACCCUCCCCUCACUGGGUGGAGGAUGGCAAAGGCACCUUCAAGCAGUGGUAUGCAAGCAAGCUUCCCCUCAUCCCGCUGGUUCUUCCUGAGGAAAAGCCAGACAGAGGGAUGGGGGCUGGCUACAACAAUUUUUGGCUUCUGUAGCCAAAAAUUAUUGGUUUCCGUAGCCAAAAAUUAUAGACUUGAUUAAACUGACCGGCUGUUUUUAACGCCUAACAUAUUUGCUUUUUUUCUCCCUUUUUCCCCUCAGCUGCUCUCAGCCAGUCUACUGGUCUAGCAGCAAAGUUUGUCAUUCACUGUCACAUCCCACAGUGGGGUUCAGACAAAUGUGAAGAGCAACUGGAGGAGACUGUAAAGAACUGUUUAACUGCUGCUGAAGACAAGAAGCUGAAAUCUGUGGCUUUCCCACCUUUCCCCAGUGGCAGGUAUGUGGUUUUCUCUGUAAAGCCCCGCCACUUAGUUAUGAAUGUUUCAACAUCUUGUCAAAUUUGUCACAAAACAAAUUUGUAAGUGUGACAUGAAGGCUUGCCAUAUAUUUUUUUUCCUGCCAGAGGUCCUGCACCUUUAAUGACUGCAUAAUGUUCAACUUUUUCAAGUCAUUGCAUCUCUGUGUCAAGGAAAGCAUCGCUUUCUGAACUUCUAGUAUUUCAUGCAACUACUAAAGAGCUUUGCUUGAAAAGAGUUGGCUGCCUUAAUGAUUUCUGUGACUGGCUUUAUAUUUCAAUAGCUGUGGCCUUUUUCAGUGCUGUCCAAGGAUUUAGGUAUGCUAGGUGAAAUGUUAAGAUACUUCUCUCCAACAGUGUCUCCUCUGCCCAGUAGCCAUUCAUCACUUACAUUGUGUGGUAUACUAUCUUUUUGAAUUUCGUUAUGACUGCCAUUGUGCUUUGAGAAGCACUAUCAGCCAGCUUCUCUUCCCAUAAUUCCCUUCCCUUUAUUUCCAUGACCAAGUAAGCUCUACUAUCUGUAUCUUGAAACUACUGUUGUUGAUUCAGCUACAUCUUGAUCUUGAUCCACUGCACUCUUUCCAAGCUUCAUGUCCCUAUGAGCCCUUGCCUGUUAUCAUUCCUCUUCUUCCCAAACAAAGAUUAUCCAUCCUUUAUAAAUAUGUUGAUAUUCCUGAGCAGCAGAUACCCAUUUUUCCAUAAGUCUGUUAGGCUGGUGCAUAUGUACUUUUAUGUUAGCUUGAUCAUAGUUACUAUGGUCCAAAUUUUCUCAAUCCAUUCAAAUAUAGUAGGAGAUACGCUUUUUCUGAUUUUUAGCUGCUAUAAUCUUAGCAAUUAUAAGGUUGAACAUUAUUGAUAAUUUUCUGGAAUAACAUCUUUUAGAUAAUGAGUUGAGCAUUUAUAAAGUACAUUUAGCUCAUAAUUUGGGCUAAUGCUCUUAUGUUCAAGCUUUAAUGUUGAUCUCUUUUCCCCUGUAUAUAGAAAUUGCUUUCCAAAACAGACUGCAGCCCAGCUGACACUCAAAGCCAUUUCUUCUCAUUUUGAUGACUCCAGCCCUUCUUCCUUGAAGAACAUUUACUUCGUGCUUUUUGACAGUGAGAGCAUUGGCAUCUACGUGCAAGAGAUGGCAAAGCUAGAUGCAAAGUAGCAACAGAAGCCAAAUGAAAAUUUAUUUUUCAACAUGAAUAUGAGUAGGAAUGAAUUAGAAGUGGGUUUUAUUUUUAAAAUAUUGUGAGGACGGAGUAUGUGAGUAGCUUUGAAGUUUUGUGAUGGGUGGAGGGCUUUUGUUAAUUGGGGGGGAGAAGGGGAAUUUGUUUGGGAGAAUUUGAUCGGCAGUUAUACCAUGCUUUAGGCACCCUCUACCAUUUUGUAUCACCCCUAAGAAAUUACAUUGCCAGCUCUCUUUACCUUUUAAUGUCUCGAGUUAUUUUAGUUUAGACCUUUUAAAGAUUAAUCUCAUUUUAGAGUAGCAAGACAAUUCAACACAGUGGGUGGGAAAAUGAAUUGUUUGCUCUUUCUUUCCCCACUGGUAGUUAGAAAACCUUGUUAUGUCUACAUUCCAUGUUGGAGAAAGUAAUUUCAAAGAAAACUUCACUUGGUGCUUUACUGUUUUACCCCAGAAUGAACUGUAAUUGCUGAGAAUAUUUCAUCUUAUUUGUUUUUAUAUAAAAAAAGUGGCAUCAUGCUUUUUAAAAACUUGAAACUCAAAACCUUUUCACUUAAGACUUAUUCUCAAGGGAAAGUAUCUUCAGUUUUAUGACAGAGAAGUCUCUUGGAACAAUGAGACCAGUUCCAUCCUAGUCUGUCAUUCAGCAGUGCCACUGGGAAAGAUAUGUGGAACGGACUAUAUUGUAGUUUUGCGCUACUAAAAGACACCACAGAAUCUGACAAAUGGAGGGGGGAUGCAAAUGUACUAAAAAAAGCAACCACGCAGUCACAAAUUGUAGUUGAAUUUCCCCACAAAAAAAAUCAGGUACAGUCAUACCUCAUGUUGCGUCCGCUUCAUGUUGCAUCUUUUCGGGUUAUGUCCCACGGCAACCCGGAAGUGCCGAAAUGGGUUACUUCCGGGUUUCGCCGCAUGCACAGAUGCAGCGCUUUGAGUUGCGGGCAUUUCACAUUACAGACGGGCCUCCGGAACAGAUCCCAUCCGUAACAUGAGGUACCACUGUACGUGUAAGUCUCCUAGAUUUCAGCUGUUGAGCUUUAGGGGAGUACAUAAAGUGCUCAACUUUAGUUGAAUAGUGCCCAGUGUGUUAUACAGUUUAUUUUGAAGUCAAUGUUAGUUCCAUUCCUUCUCAAGAAGACAAAAAUCAGCUUCACUAAACUGCCCACUUCUGCUCUCAUCCAUGAACAAAGGGAGUAAUAUGAUGAGGCACCUUUAUGUUUGUUCUUGAAAUAUCAUCAUCAUCAACAACAACAAAGAGCUGUAUUAUGAUGGGUGAAAGUUUUGAAUACAGAAAAAAGUAGUGCAUAAUGGAAUGUUAUUUUACAUUUAGCUUUUAUCUACUUUGAAAUAGACGACCGUGUGUUGGUGGCAAGGAAAAAUAGGUAUGUUGCUGUCGUUUUAGAUUUUUUAAUCAAAACGAUUCUGCACACACACCCAGGUUUGUUCAUAAAGGUUUCAAUGUUCCAUUCUUGACCCUUAGGUAGAAGGAAAACACUCAACUUGUAAAUACAUUUUUAAAAACAAAAAACUUCACUUUUUGAGGUCAUCAUACUGUAUUGUUUAAGAAACAAACAACUUUCAACACACACAAAAUAUGUAAAGUAACAACAACUGCAGUGUUGAGGUCCUAGGAACUGAUAAGUUCUAAAGCUUGAGCUAUUCCACAUCAUAGCUUACACAGUUUUGGGAGCUGCAUGGACCAACUGCCCUAAACCUUUUGGGCUUGGAUCAGCUAGAAGUCAAUAUAAAUAUAUUCUAGGGGAAAUUGUUUGCUUAAAAGAGGUAGGUUUAAGCUUAAUAUACCAAAAAAAGAUAAACUCAAGCAGACAAGACACACAUAGUUCAAUGAAUACAGCACAAAACAGAUUGUAGGUUGCUACUUCUUUUAAUUCAAGAACUUUCAGAAUCCAUUAUAGCUUAUGAGCCAGAUAGUAAAAAUGAUCCCAAGGUCCAAUGUAAAAUAUAGCCUUGGAUAAGAUAUACAAACCAUAUAUGACAAAAGUUAAGCUUUUUAAAAUUAGUAAUAACUACCCAACCCUUCUUUAAUUGAAAGAUUUAUUCUUUUUUGGCACUGGUCCUGUUACACCUGCAUCUUUUCUUGCAAGCCCCUUUCUAUCUAGCAUGGCAUACACUGACCCAUCUUUCUCCAGCUUUGUGAGACGAAAAGAUCCCUGCUUUUAACUACUGUCACUAAGAGAUGUCCCACGUAGUAGUCACUGAUUUGGCCCACUCCAUCACAUCUUCCCAGUGAAAUCAAGAAUGUGAGUGAUCCUGAAGGGGACACAAAGAUUUAUAAAGCUAUAUUAUUUACUUUAAGUCGUUUAUUUAACCCACAUUUCAUGCAAAGUCCAUAUUCCCCACUCAUAAGAGCUAUCAAGGCCUUGUUCGCACAUUUAAUUAGCAACUAUUAUUUCUCCACCCGAACAAUCCCAAGUAAAAUGCUCGAUAAAGUAUGGAAUGAACCAGCAGUACAAGAGAUUGUAGGAAGUCCCCUAAAAUAGCAGCUUCAUACUCUGGUGCAGUUAUGGAAGCUCCUGUCAUACCCCUUGUAAUGCGCAUUUAUCGAAGACGUGUAAGAGAGACAUGAAGGCACAAAACAAAACUUACCUGGUGUAUAGGUUUUCAGAGGCUUCUGUGUCAGGCUGUUGACAAUGUUUGUCACUGCAACAUCUGCAUGGAGCCCAGCAUGGUAUGCCAUUUUUGGCUCGUUCACAUCAGCACAAUCGCCAAUAGCAUAAAUGUUAUCAUAUCCUUUAACCUGAAGGUACUCAUUCACUUGCAAAGCACCAUUACUUGCCAGCUUGUCGCCUAAUGAUGGAUGAUGGAAUUAAAUCAGUAUGUAGUUCCAUGAACUAUGUAAUUCAGUUUAACCUGUCUUUCUUGGUCUUAUGGAAACCAUGAACUCUCCACAAGCCACAAAACAAGUCUUAUCUAACGUUAUCUUUAUAAUAUAGAUAUAUCAGAAGUGCCCAUUUUAGUAUAUUUUCUUCCAAAGUCCCAGGUCUAAAAAUGAUUAAAAUACAUGCAGAAUGUUAUCUCUCAGUUCAACCCUAUGCACGUCUACUCAGAAGCAAGACUUCAGUGGGACUUACUCCCAGCUAUGUGUGCAUAGGAUGUGUGCCUUAAUUAUCUUCCCAAAACUAGCAGUGGAGGCAGAUACUAUGUGGUAGGGCCAGCUUAUAUGAAUAAAAGGUCACAUUUUAAAAGGCAUCAACAUUAGCCAACAAAUGAAUACUGCUAGUCUGGUGCCUUCUGAAACUAAGUACAAAGUUACAAUUCCAAUUUAUAAUUGAGACAUGAGGAUUGGAAGAACUAUGUUUCCUUAAACAUGAAGUCAGGGUGGGAAAUAACUUACUGAAUGCACCGCUGUAUGCUGCGGAAUUGACUUUUAUCCCAGUGCAGAGAAUCACCAUGUCGGUAACGAUCUCUGUGCCUUUGUCUGUCUUCACUAUCAUGUUCUCUUUGAAUUCGUUUAAAGUCAGUGAUUGCAGGUUUUCAACUUUCUGACCUGUUGUAAGCAGACAAAAAACAAAAACAAGGACACCAUAUGUCACUGAACCACUGCAACAACCGUGCUCCCAUCCUCUUGUGCUUUAAGGUAUUUAUUCCUUGAAAGGAUGUUGGUUGACUUUAAAUUUUAGAACAAGGGUGGGGGAACUUUUUCAGACAGGGUGCUCAGGAAGGCUGGAAUAUGUUAAACUGGACACGUGGCAUGGCCUGCAGAAUCUCACAGGUCAGAUAAAAGAUCUGGAGAACCUACAUUCAGUCCCCAACCCUGUUUUAUAUUUACCGUAACUUAAAAGUAACCAAGUGCCCAGUUCAAAACUUCCAAUACAGUUUUGUUUAAAAAAGAUGUGUUACUAACCCUCCUGGUUAUAAAGAAAAUCUUGGAACUCUAUUAUAUGAGCAACUUCUAAUUAUAAAAAUUGGGUUGGAACUUGGUCCCAGGGAGGACUUCACAUCGUAUACAGCUCCUGAGCAAAAACACAUUUCAGUUAAAAUAAAUACACAAUAUCCUCACCAAGUAACCUGAAGUAAAAGAGGAACAAAGUACAGUGGUACCUCAGGUUACAUACGCCUCAGGUUCCAUACGCUUCAGGUUACAGACUCCGCUAACCCAGAAAUAGUACCUCGGGUUAAGAACUUUGCUUCAGGAUGAGAACAGAAAUCGUGCUCCGGCGGCAGCAGGAGGCCCCAUUAGCUAAAGUGGUGCUUCAGGUUAAUAACAGUUUCAGGUUAAGAACGGACCUCCAAAACGAAUUAAGUACUUAACCCGAGGUACCACUGUAUAAUCUUAUGCUUGCCUACUCAGAAGCAACACUCUCCAAGUCCAAUGGGAGUACAGUAUUCCAACUUACAUGAAAGUUGCCAUAGUAUGUAAUCCCCAUGAACCACUCUAAAUAACUUUUUUGAACAAUGUACAAAAUACAAACACUGUAUGUCCUAAUUUGACAUGUGCAUGAAUGUUAACCAUUUAUGCUACUAAAAGGGGCUCAAUCCUCUUUGCCAAUUGUUCCUGUGUAUUAUUUUAAAAGUAGCUAAAUAAAUUACAUGAGCA
This is a messenger RNA of Podarcis lilfordi (Lilford's wall lizard), 29653 nucleotides long. Lineage: Eukaryota; Metazoa; Chordata; Lepidosauria; Squamata; Lacertidae. The record is from the annotation of a GenBank genome assembly.